UUCAGAACAAACUGUAGAGAGAUUUUACCCAUAAUACUUUGAGCUGCAUGAUAAAUCAGUAACAUUGAGAUGAUACAAAUGAUACAAAUGUGUAUUAAAUCCUCAUAGAGACAGCAACAACUGUGUGUGUGUGUGUGUGUGUGUGUGUGUGUUAAGGUGAGUGAUGAUGAUGUGUAUCUGCUUUUCUCAAACUCUAAGGCCCGGUUUCACAGACAGGGCUUAGACUAAUCCAGGAUUAGACCUUAGUUCAAUUAGGGCAUUUGAGUAUCUUUUAUAAACCUACCCUAGAAAAAAAACAUCAUCUUGAGACACAACAAUGGCACUGACAUAUUUUAAGAUAUGCUUUCAGUUCAAACAGCUCAAACAUGCGUUUUAGUCUAGACUAGCUUAAGCCUUAUCUGUGAAACCGGGGGUAAUUGUUUUGAUGGAAAUUACAUUCAUUGCAUUUUUUAUUGUAGUGACACAUAAAUGCAUAAAUUGUUUUUUAUUACUAUCAAAUGUACCUUUCAGUUGAAAUGAUCAAACAGGAUUCAUUACAAAAUGAACAGAUUGAGGAUAGUGUGGAUUUGAAUAAUGAAAUAACAGAAAUAUAAUGUAAGAAGUGAAGAUGUGGAAAAUGACAUUAGUAGUGGAGAAAAUAGAGAAAUGACAGUUCAAAAUGUGAGUAAAAUUGUGAUGCAGAAGAUGACGACACUGGUGGACAUUCAGCUUCUCACCGUCUCUUUUAAAUGAGACAGUUACAUUUAGUCAUUUAGCAGACACUUUUCUCCACUGUUAAUGUGUCACACUUCACAGGAUAGGUCUUUUUUUUCUGAUUGUUUGAGUGUAGCUUUAAUUUGCCAUUUAAAACAUCAAAUAAUUCAGACUGCUGCACAAUAGCGUGUUUUUCCUUUCCAUAGUGAGAAAUCAUACACAAAGGUGAAAUGGUCAUUUUCAUCACCAGUAUCCUUAUAACCUAACAAUGAAUGAAUAAACCUGUUUCAGGAAGUAUUCGUUCAUUCCCAGGUUCUGGAAAAACUGUGCAACACUGCCUCCUGGAGGAAUAUACUUACAAUGACAAUUACUGUUCAUUCAACUACUUCUGUUAAACGAGGUCUUGAUGUACAGGAGUAAUGUCUGUCUCAGAGAAAGUACAUCAAGCACAUUGUGUAAGUGUGGUUUAACCAGGCUAUAGAUUUUAUAAAUUAUGAUUUAAACUUGCUGACCAUAUCAGAGAAGUUACAAACACUUAUAGUCACUAAAUGACCAGAGGUGUUUCCUCUGCGGAGGCAAGAGAGGCAGUGCCUCCUCAAAAAACUGGAUGAUAAAAUAAUCCAUAUUACAAAAAUAAAAUGGCACAAAUAUUACAAAAUGUUACAUUAAAAGUGUAUAAAUUACUCAUUUUUCUAAAGUUACACUGUCCAACACCCACGGCGGGUAAACAUUGAGAGUCUGCGUCUCUCUUGCCUCCAAUGAGCCCAAUGAGUUUUAACCAAAGACUUUAGAUAUAACAGACCCUCUAAAGCGUGGAGCAUCAACUGAUAGUUUUAAUAGUUUAUAACAUGUUCAAAAUUGUUUCUAAAUUAAUUCACAAAGGCACAGAUGUCACAUUUGUAGUUACAGUCCCCCGUUGAGCAGUAGUUACAUGCCUGAUAAAACAGAAGUGUGGCCACAACAACCACAGAGCAAGAGAGUGCUGCUUAAUAAUAAUAAUAAUAAUAAUAAUAAUAAUAAUAAAAACAUUUCAACUUCUGGCUCAUGUUUUCUUGAAUUUAAAUAAUUAAUUUGUUUUUUAGAUUAUCUUUAACCAUUAGGCGAUCAGCAGAUCAACAAAAUCUGAAGCAUUUAUCAUGGAGAAAUACAAAUUAUCCUCAAAUAGUUAUCUGGAUUAGAAAACAAUAUUUGAUUAAUAAAGCAAUAACUUCCUCACUCACGAUGUGCUUUGGCUCUAAACUGGGAGUUCCUUCAAUUGUAAACAAAAAAUCAAGAUUGAAGAUCUGUUAUGGUUAAUUCAUGUACGCUAUAUUGUCCAGCAGCAGCAUGUCUUACUUGCUCACAGCAGUGUGUUGUGUUUGUAUUGGCAGGAGCAAGUGGCAAAAGCGUAGCAGAUCUAUUCCACCAAGACCGAACAUACCAAUAUUGUCAUAUCCAUUAUCACUCCUAGAGUUGUCAAGACAGAAAUAAUGUUAUGCUGAAAGAUUUUUAAUUGGCAUGACUAAUCUGUUGUUCCACAUGUACUGCUCUGUUUUGAGCAAAUGUGCAGAGACAGCAAAGCUAAUCUCUCUCAUGGGCUUGAUUUUGUUAAUUUACACAUUGCACUAAAUGUUGAUUUUUUUUUUUCCAGUAUCCUGUAUGUGUAUCCUGUUGGCCAAAUCUGAUUCUGCUUUGAGAAAAGUGGAAUAAGUAAUAUAAUGUGCCAUUCAAUUAUUUUCUGCAUUUGGAUGGGUCAUCACAAGUAAAAUGGCAGAAGCCAGGAUUUCAGUGGAUCAGAAUGCGUUCACGUGUCCGGUGUGUCUGGAUCUCCUGAAGGAUCCAGUGGCCAUUCCCUGUGGACACAGUUACUGUAAGAGCUGUAUUACAGGCUGCUGGGAUCAGGAGGAUGAGAAGAGAGUCUACAGCUGUCCUCAGUGCAGACAGACCUUCAGUCCAAGACCUGCUUUAGGUAAAAACAACAUGCUGGCUGAAGUGGUGGAGAAACUGAAGAAGACUAAACUUCCUGCUGACUGUUACGCUGGAGCUGGAGACGUGCAGUGUGACGUCUGUACUGGAAGAAAAUACAAAGCUGUCAAGUCCCGUCUGGUGUGUCUGGAGUCUUACUGUCAAACUCAUUUUGACCGUCAUGAGGAAUUUCACUCUCGUAAACCACACAAAGUGAUCGAUGCCACUGGACGACUGCAGGACAUGAUCUGCCGUAAACAUGAUAAAGAGCUAGAAAUGUACUGUAUCACUGAUCAACAAUGCAUCUGUUUGUGGUGUAAGGAGUAUGAACAUAAAAACCACAACACUGUAUCAACUGCAGCACAGAGGACAGAGAAACAGAAACAGCUGAAGGAGACGCAGAUGAAGAUCCGUCAGAGAAUCCAGCAGAGACAGAAAGAUCUUCAGCAGCUGAGAGAGGCUGUGGAGUCUCAUAAGCGCUCUGCACAGACAGCAGUGGAGGACAGUGAGAAGAUCUUUACUGAGCUCAUCCGCUCCAUUGAGAGAAGCCGCUCUGAGGUCACACAGCUGAUCAGAGAUCAGGAAGAGGCUGCAGUGAGUCGAGCUGAAGGACGACUGGAGCGACUGGAGCAGGAGAUCAAUGAUCUGAGGAGGAGAGACGCUGAGCUGGAGCAGCUUUCACACACACAUGAUCACAUCCAUUUCCUGCAGAGUUUCCAGUCUCUCCCAGCACCUCCUGAAUCUACAGAUGAACCCGACGAUCCCUUCAGUUCUCUCUCCUCUUUUGAUGGCAUGAGAGAAUCUGUCCAUCAGCUGAGAGACAAACUGGAGGAUUUCUGCAAAGAGGAGAUCAAGAAGAUCUCUGGCAGAGUCACAUUCACCGACAUGAAUCCCAAGACCAGGAACGACUUCCUACAGUAUUCCCACCAGCUCACUUUGGAGCCGAACACCGUGUAUAAACGCCUCUGUCUGUCUGAGAGAAACAGAGUGAUUACUGUCUCUGACACAGUCCAGCUGUAUCCUGAUCAUCCAGACAGAAUUGAUCAGUGGUAUCAGGUGUUGGGUAGAGAGAGUGUGUGUGGACGCUGUUACUGGGAGAUUGAGUGGAGUGGGAGUGUGUAUAUAUCAGUGUCAUAUAAGAGCAUCAGCAGGAAGGGAUCGGGUAAUGAGUGUGUGUUUGGAUUUAAUGAUCAGUCCUGGAUGUUGAGCUGCUCUUCCUCCAGUUACUCAUUCUAUCACAAUAAGAUAAAGACUGAUCUCCCUGUAGAGUCCAUCAGCUCUAGAAUAGGAGUGUAUGUGGAUCACAGUGCAGGAACUCUGUCCUUCUACAGCGUCUCUGACACAAUGAGCCUCAUCCACACAGUCCAGACCACAUUCACUCAGCCGCUCUAUCCUGGGUUUAAUGUUUGGACCUCUGGAUCAUCAGUGAAACUGUGUUGAUGUUUCAGAACAAACUGUAGAGAGAUUUUACCCAUAAUACUUUGAGCUGCAUGAUAAAUCAGUAACAGUGGGAUGGGAUGAUACUUUCUGUUAUUUUCUCUUCAUGACAUUAAUACUGCUGAUGUUUUAUAAUAAUAAUAAUAAUAAUAAUAAAAAUUCCUUACAUUUAUAUUGCACUUUUCUGGGUACUCAAAGCACCAUCAACGUGCAGCACCACCUGGAUGAUGCGACGGCAGCCGUAUUGCUCCAGAACGCCCACCACACACCAGCUGAUUGGUGGAGAGGAGACAGAGUGAUGAAGCCAAUCAGUGUAUGGGGAUGAUUAGGAGGCCAUUAUG
This is a messenger RNA of Megalobrama amblycephala (Wuchang bream), 4415 nucleotides long. RefSeq names its product tripartite motif-containing protein 16-like. The transcript has 7 exons. Gene Ontology annotation, molecular function: protein binding; zinc ion binding. The record is from RefSeq and is a predicted model, not a curated record. Lineage: Eukaryota; Metazoa; Chordata; Actinopteri; Cypriniformes; Xenocyprididae. The coding region runs from base 2440 to 4077 and encodes 545 amino acids.